GGCGGGACGUGGCUGGGUUGGCGAGCUCCCCUUGCUGUGAGGCUGCCCCACACCAGGCACGUGGGCAACGGGCCAUGGCGGCCUCAAUUAUCGGCCAGGAGCUGGGCCAAAUCUCUGGCCAGGCAAAAAUAGACCUCUUAUUAGUUGGAGAUGUCACUGCUCAGUACCUGGCCGAUAUUGUACAGAAAUUCUUUUACUGUAUGGCGGAAGUCAUCAUCACCAUUAGUGAUGUGAGGAAGUUGGCGACACUUCUGGAUGCGUGCGCAUUCAACAUGGUUUUCCUGAAGGUGACUUUACCAACUGUCCAGGAGCUGGAAGCUGUCAACUUAAUUAGAGAACGAAUCAAGUAUUGUUGUGAGCAGCUGCGUACUCUGUUGCCAUAUAUAAAGGGGAGAAAGAAUGACACAGCUUCAAUUAUUGAGGCAACAGUUGAGCAUGUGAAGUAUGUCCGGGAGAGAAUCCCUCCAGCCGUGAUGGGCCAGAUUACAGAAGCACUUCAGAGCAAUGGGAGGUUUUGUAAGAAACAACCAGUGCCCAUCCAGUUCUCCCUCCCUGGCACGGUCAUGGCCCAGAGGGAAAACAGUGUGUUGGCAAGCACGUAUUCACCUGUGAGAGGGAUCAGGUUCCUGGCUAAUCAGUGCUUGAACAUGUACUCUGUCCCCACCUUAGGGGGCUCUGUGGAUGAUGCCAUGAGAGGUCAGUCUAGCUCCACUUCGGAGAAUGCUAUUGGUGAUAUGUAUAAAAGUCUAGUUCCCAGCACAGCUCUCUCUCUUAAUUCCUUCCAUGCUGUCAGAUACUAUUCUAAAGUCAUCCCUUCCUAUGAUGCAGCAGCCGUGACAAAUCAGAACAUCUCAGUUCAUUUUCCACCAGCUGUGCCCAAAGUCUCAAAGUUUCUUCCUCAGCACUGCAAUUCUGUGCUGGACCAGACGUGCACAAUAUAUCCCAACUGCCUGCAACAGUUUUGGGCAUAUUAAUAGCACAUGUUUGAAACUCACACUCUAGACCACCUAUUGGGCGCAGUUUGAUAAUACGGGAAGAAUGGAACAAAGAAUGAUCUUGAAAGCUACACCCAAAGACCUAAUAUCAAAAGAAUUUGCAUUGUAUGGCUUCUGAUAAAUGGGCUAAAAGCUUCUACAGAUAGAAAGGCAGCAAACGUGCUAGCCACAUGCCUUCACUUAUCUUCAUACGUACUUGGAUCUCCCCACCCAGAGAGCUACAAGAACAAAUGGCCUAGGUGACCUAGACCCUUUUUUUCCCCCACAAAGAAUAUUCCACAAUUUAUGGAAAAAAAGUGCAUUAUAGAAAAGAUCCACGUAGACUUGAUAAGUGGUAAAAUUGUGGAGGUGCAUUGAUACUCUGGUGUCACUGAGUACAGAUAUGGCAAUUUGACUCUUAUUUUUAGUAUCACCAUGCAUUACUUAUUUCCAGGUCUUUUUUUUUUUUGUAGGUUUCACAUUUUAAAGAGCUUCGUUAUUUACCAUUCAAACUAAGAUACCUUAAUUUGAGAGAGGUGUUUACCUCCCCGCUUGACUGCUAAUGAAUAAAUUGACAUGUUUGUUUUUACAUUUCAUAAUUCCUUGAGUUAAAUAAUAGCUAAUGGGUGAAUUUUUCUUUCUGGAUCUUCAGUUACAAACUAGCAGGUACUUCUUUGUUUUUCAUCUCUUCCUUCCCAUAGGUGUUAGAAAAGACUGUUGAAAAGAAGGGAAAAAAUUGUUUGUUUUAUAUUUCCUUGAAAUGUUCUUAUGCAUAAUAUAAGUUUUAUUGUUACAUAUUCAGUUUUGACCCUGAAAAUAGUAACCCAUUUUCGUUUUGUUUAAUAAAUAUGUGUUCCCUCUUUUAAUAGUAUUAUGUAGGGAAUUUAAUUUUACUAGAUUUUUGAGAAGUUUAAAAAUUACUUUAGGCAUAGCCUAAUUUUCAUGUUAAAUUGUAUAGCUUUCCUUUGAGGAUGCCUUGAUGAUGGAAUCUGUAGA
Molecule: messenger RNA, 1970 nt
Organism: Hipposideros armiger (great roundleaf bat)
Lineage: Eukaryota; Metazoa; Chordata; Mammalia; Chiroptera; Hipposideridae
Gene: SOHLH2
Product: spermatogenesis and oogenesis specific basic helix-loop-helix 2
Exons: 7
Coding region: 75-974 (299 amino acids)
Molecular function (GO): protein dimerization activity
Source: RefSeq, a predicted model, not a curated record